Molecule: messenger RNA, 1206 nt
Organism: Erythranthe guttata (spotted monkey flower)
Lineage: Eukaryota; Viridiplantae; Streptophyta; Magnoliopsida; Lamiales; Phrymaceae
Source: RefSeq, a predicted model, not a curated record
ACAAAAAAGGGGAAGCCCGCUUAAAAAAUUCCCCCUAAUUUCCACCUCCGGUAGGUGUUUUCGUUGCAGAGCAGGAAUCAACAGAAUCGUGAAUGAUGGCGUCGGAAUCAAACGAAGAAAUUCAAAUUCCAGAAAAGACUGGAGUGGGCUGGUAUAUUCUUGGUCAGGACCAACAGCUCGUGGGCCCUUACACUGUCUCUGAGUUACAAGAGCAUUAUUCGAGUGGAUACUUGUUACCGACUACACUUGUGUGGUCUGAAGGAUGCACUGAUUGGCAGCCGCUGUCAUCGGUUCAUGGCUUGUCGAUUGACGCUCCUCCACAAAAUGCUAGCAAUUCAGUUCAUGUCACCGCUAAUGAAGAAAACACCACUAAUGAAGAAGACGAGUUUGAAAAAUGGCAAAGGGAGGUUAGAGAAGCGGAAGCAGAGGCCGAGGCUGAAGCAGCUAGCAUAAAUGACGACAUUGAGAGGCCUUCAACACCACCCGAGGGUGAAGAAGAAUUUACUGAUGAUGAUGGAACUACAUAUAAAUGGAGUCGGGAUCUAAAGCUUGGAGCUUCAACAAAGUUCCACAGACAAAAAGAAUCUCUAUGUGGCCGUGAUGACUCAAAGGUGUCUAUUCCAGCAGCUGUUAUUCUUCGUUACAUGUUCACCCCUGCAGAAUUGAGGGCUGACGAGAAUUUGCACACUGAACUAGAGGAGGAUAUCCGUGAAGAAUGUGGAAAGCUUGGCCCGCUGGAUGCUGUCAAGGUGUGUGAGAAUCAUCCACAGGGUGUUGUCUUGGUAAAGUACAAGGAUAGAACCGAUGCUCAUAAAUGCAUCGAGUUGAUGAAUGGCCGAUGGUUCGGCGGAAAGCAGAUACAUGCAAGCUUGGAUGAUGGAUCGGUUAACCAUGCCUUGGUGCGGGAUUUGGAAGAAGAGACCGAUAGAUUAGAGAAGUUUGGAGCUGAACUUGAAGCCGAUUGAGACUAUUUAACGUUUUUAUUCGGUAUAAAAUGUAAAUCGAUGUCGAGAGUUGGCUUGGUUUAGUUUUGCAGAUUAUUUAGAUCCCCCUUUUACUGGGGAAAAUUGUGUUUACUGUUAUGAAGCUCUCUAAUUCUUAAUAUGGGAGUUCUUGAGUUAUAAUUUUGCAUUCUAAUUAGUAAUUAUCUAUUUUGUUUCCUAAAUAUUUUGUGAAAAUUCCAAUAUAUCAUGUUUUAAGAUGCCA